AUGGGCGAAGAAAUCCCAUCAUAUGUGGAUUUUCAUGGGUUCAACGAUUUCGCUUACUUCUAUCCAAAGCCCGUCAUUGUUUGGACAAUUGUCGGUACAGUUCUUUUGAUAAUUACAAUUGCAUCUUACAUUCCGCAACCAAUUAAACUGAUGAAGAUGAGAACAUCAUACGGUUUAGCUCCUGUUACAACAUUUUCUUCAACUAUUUGCCUUUGGUGCGUCGUUUUCAAUGUUUUAUGUCUCAAAUGGGAAGAUUUUGUUGGAGUUUUUCAUCAUUUGAACUUUUACACCUAUGCACGCUUUUUAACAUUCGCAAACUGCUUUGCACAGUGGUUUUUAAUGUCUCAAGUACCUUAUUUGAUCAUGAUUUUCUACGAUAAAGAAAUAAGACCCGGAGUUGACGAAAGCGACAUCAAGAAAGGCUGGAAACAGUUUAGAUCCGUCUCACUUAUUGCUGCCGUUCUUUAUAUUUCUUGCAUAUUCGUUUGGGGAGUCUUAGGUAUGAAGUUCAGCUUUAUGUCUCCAGCUAUCGACUACUUAGGUCAUAUUUCAGGUAUUGUCGGUUUUAUUAUUGAAGUCCUUCAAUUCUUACCACAGAUCAUCAAAACCUACAAAAUGAGAAGCAGUGGCUCUUUAUCUCUUCUCAUGCUUGAAAUUCAAGCUCCAGUUAACCUUGGAAACGCCAUUUUCAUGUGCUUUGGUAACCACGAGAGUUGGACAACUUAUGCAGCUUCAGUUGCCGAUGGAUUCUGGGAAUUCGUAUUACUUGGAAUGUGCAUCUACUUCAACAAGGUCGCCAACAAGAAGAAGGAGGAGUCUGCUUCCUCAGAUAAGGCCAAAUACGAAAUUGAGCUUCCAGAUAUGGAAGUUGAUAACAGAGACAUGGAGAAGAGAGUUGAUGCUGAAAAGGCUGUUGCUACAGCUUCUCCAGGAGGUGUUGAUGUCGAAGGUAACCCAGAUUAUAUACCAGAUUAA
This is a messenger RNA of Trichomonas vaginalis G3, 975 nucleotides long. Its product is annotated as PQ loop repeat-containing protein. The transcript has a single exon. The coding region runs from base 1 to 975 and encodes 324 amino acids. NCBI's taxonomy places the organism in Eukaryota, Parabasalia, Trichomonadida, Trichomonadidae. The record is from RefSeq and is a predicted model, not a curated record.